Gopherus flavomarginatus (Mexican gopher tortoise) is the source of this 3780-nucleotide messenger RNA. RefSeq names its product DExH-box helicase 30 (gene DHX30). Lineage: Eukaryota; Metazoa; Chordata; Testudines; Testudinidae. The record is from RefSeq and is a predicted model, not a curated record. Bases 1 to 3687 code for a protein of 1228 amino acids. The transcript has 19 exons. Gene Ontology annotation, cellular component: nucleus; intracellular anatomical structure; cytoplasm. Gene Ontology annotation, molecular function: G-quadruplex RNA binding; DNA helicase activity; ATP binding.
AUGGCGGCGCCCAGGCGGCUCCUGCUGGCGCUGGUGAGUGGCGUUUCCGGGCCGCGGCGCUGCAGCCGCUACCGCCGGGCGGGGCGGGUGGAAGCGGGCGGCGCCACGCGGAGCCUGUGCGCGGGCGGCCCCCUGAGCGAGCCCGAGCCCGGAGCGGAAGAGGAGCCCGGAGCGGGAGAAGCCGGCGCCAUGGUGAAGGAUUCCAGAGACUUGUUGAAAGAAUUUCCACAGCCGAAAAACUUGCUCAACAGUGUGAUUGGAAGAGCCCUGGGGAUCUCUCAUGCAAGAGACAAACUGGUGUAUAUCCACACUAACGGGCCAAGAAAAAAGAAAGUCACUCUGCACAUAAAAUGGCCUAAGAAUGUGGAAGUGGAAGGCUAUGGGACCAAAAAGAUUGAUGCUGAGAGGCAGGCUGCAGCUGCUGCAUGCCAGCUCUUCAAGGGCUGGGGGUUGUUAGGGCCAAGGAAUGAGCUGUUUGAUGCUGCAAAGUACCGAAUCCUGGCUGACCAGCUUGGCUGCCCAGAGGACAGGUGGUGCCCCGAAAGCAGAUGGCGUUCCAAGUCUGGACCAUCUCUAGCUGACUUGUCGACUUGUUGGAGACGGGUGGAACCAGAUGACUCCAUCCAGUCCAUGGAGCAAGGCAGGAUGCCUAAAGCAAUAAGAAGAGAGGAGCUGGAGGAAGGGGAGCUAGAGGAAGGAGAAUUGGAGGAAGGGGAGCUGGAAGAAGACACAAUUGAUGUUACUGAUUACCUAUCUAUGGCACAGAACGAAGCUCGGACCCCAGCUAGAGACAUGAGGGGAGGAGCCUGUGUUGAAAUGACAGAUGACAACAAUGCCAUCAGGGCUCUGACCCAGUUCCCUCUACCCAAAAACCUUCUGGCCCAGGUGAUUCAGAUUGCAACCUCUUCCUCCACAGUCAAGGAAUUCAUGCAGUUCCGUACUGUGGGCACCAAGACUAAGAUCUGCAAGCUCACUCUGCGCUGGCCCUGCCCGAUGACCUUCGCCGCCAAGGGCCGCCGCAAGGUUGAGGCCGAGAACAAAGCAGCAGCACUGGCUUGCCAGAAGUUGAAGAGCCUUGGCUUAGUGGAUAAGAACAAUAAUCCACUGAGCCAUGCCAUGUACAACAUGACGUCCCUCAGGGAGCUGGGCGAGAAUCAGAGGAGACCCUGCCACAUCAAAGUCCCUGAGGCCACCCUGCGUAAGAUCGAGAACUACCUGAACCACUUCCCGGUGGACUCGAGGGAAUCCAGGCCUCGGAUUGCUGACGACAUGAUGAACCUGAGUAAGGAGUCUGGUGCUAUCAGUGAUGCCAUCACAGGGAAGACGUACACGCCCAUGUCGGAGGGGGAGGAGGUGUGCCUUAGCCAGAACCUCCUGGCCCUUUGGAAGAGGAGGGGUUCAUCGUGGCUGGAGAGCCACCAGCUGCCUGUGGAUCCUCACAAGGACACCAUCUUGUCGGCCAUUGAGCAGAAUCCUGUGGUGGUAAUAGCAGGAGACACUGGCUGUGGGAAAACCACCCGUAUCCCUCAGCUGCUGCUGGAGCGUUACAUCCUGGAGGGGCGCGGUGCCCGCUGCAAUGUGGUGAUCACCCAGCCGAGGAGGAUCAGCGCCAUCUCGGUCGCCCAGCGGGUUGCGCAGGAGCUGGGUCCCAACAUGAGGAAGAACGUGGGUUACCAGGUGCGGCUGGAGAGCAAACCACCUGCCAGGGGAGGAGCCCUGCUCUUCUGCACGGUGGGCAUCCUCCUGCGAAAGCUGCAGGGGAACCCCAGCCUGGAGGGGGUCAGCCACGUGAUUGUGGACGAGGUCCACGAGCGGGACGUCAACACCGACUUCCUGCUUAUCCUGCUGAAGGGCAUCCAGAAGCUCAACCCCGACCUGCGCCUGGUCCUGAUGAGUGCCACAGGGGACAACCAGCGCUUCUCGCAGUACUUUGGGGACUGCCCCGUGGUCAAGGUGCCAGGGUUCAUGUACCCCGUGAAGGAAUAUUACCUGGAAGAGAUCCUGGCCAAGCUGGGCCGGCACAGACACCGGCACUACGAGGUGAAGCAAUCAGAUGAUGAAUGUGUCCUCGACCUUGAGCUGAUCACUGACCUUGUGCUCCAGAUCGAUGCCCAUGGAGACCCAGGCGGGAUCCUCUGUUUCCUUCCUGGCUGGCAGGAGAUCAAAGGAGUGCAGCAGCGCCUGCUGGAAACACUCGGCUCUCAGAACAGCCGGUACCUUGUCUUACCAGUGCACUCCAACAUCCCCAUGAUGGACCAGCAGAACAUCUUCCAGCGGCCCCCGCCUGGAGUGAGAAAGAUCGUCCUGGCUACCAACAUUGCUGAGACCUCCAUCACCAUCAAUGACAUCGUGCACGUGGUGGACAGCGGCACUCACAAGGAGGAGCGCUAUGACCUCAAAACUAAGGUCUCCUGCCUGGAAACGGUGUGGGUGUCAAAGUCUAACGUCGUGCAGAGGCGAGGGCGUGCUGGCCGCUGCCAGUCGGGCUUUGCCUAUCACCUCUUCCCUCACAGCCGCCUGGACAAAAUGCCCACUUUCCAGGUCCCUGAAAUCCUGCGCACUCCCCUGGAGAACCUGGUGGUGCAGGCCAAGAUCCACAUGCCAGAGAAGACGGCAGUUGAAUUCCUCUCCAAGGCUCUGGAUAGCCCUGACAUCAAAGCUGUGGAUGAAGCAGUGAUCCUCCUGCAGGAAAUUGGAGUGUUGGAUCAGCGGGAAGCCCUCACCACGCUGGGCAAACGCCUGGCCCAAAUCUCCACAGACCCUCGGCUGGCCAAAGCCAUUGUCUUGGCAUCCAUCUAUCGCUGCCUUCAUCCGCUGCUCAUCAUCGUCUCCUGCCUCACUCGGGACCCCUUCAGCAGCAGCCUUCAGAACCGAGCAGAGGUGGAUAAGGCGAAGGCCAUUCUGAGCAGAGAGAGCGGGAGCGAUCACCUGGCCUUUGUCAGGGCUGUGGCGGGCUGGGAGGAGGUGCUGAGGCGCAGAGACAGCCGGGCCAGAGAUAACUACCUGCAGGACUACUUCCUCUACGCCCCCAGCCUGCGCUUCAUCAACGGCCUUGUCAAGCAGUUCUCCGAGAACAUCUACGAAACCUUCCUGGUGUCAGCGCCCUCAGACUGCACCAUGCCCUCUGCGGCCUGCAACCAAUACAGCGAGGAGGAGGAGCUGGUGAAAGGCGUCCUCAUGGCCGGCCUUUACCCCAACCUCAUCCAGGUGAGACAAGGCAAAGUGACCCGGCAGGGAAAGUUCAAGCCCAACAGUUACUCCUAUCGGACAAAGGCUGGCACCGUCCUGCUUCACAAGUCGACCAUCAACAGGCAAGCCUCUAAGCUGUACAGCCGCUGGCUGACUUACUUCAUGGCGGUGAAGUCCAACGGCGGGGUGUUUGUGCGGGACUCCUCCCAGGUCCAUCCGCUGGCUGUGCUGCUAAUGACUGACACUGAUAUCCAUGUCCGAGACGAUGGCUGGCGGGCGACAGUCUCUCUGACUGACAGUGACCUUCUGGUACUGGAAGGAGACUCGUACACGAUCCGCCUCUUGCGUGAUUUCCGUGUGUCGCUCUCCAAGAUGGUGGAGACCUGCCUGUGUUACGAAAUGUCUGCCAUCCCGGGGGACCUGCACCAUCAACACAGCCAGCUGCUCGACAUUCUGGUGGAUCUGCUCAAGGGACCUCCUGGCAGCUUUGGCGCCUAGACAGAGGUGGAGGAUUGAGCAUGGGGACUUGUAAUUUGUAUAAAGGUGUUCACAAAUGUUUAUUUAAAUAAAGUUCUAUUUAUCCCUUGUGAA